AUGGCUGCUCCGGACGACGAAAGGAGCUUUCGCCGCUUCCUAGAAGAAAUGUCAGGCGACUCCCGAGAUUAUGGUAUCCGGAAGACACUGGAUCAGAGAGUUCGUGCCUACUUCCAGAGCCUUGACGCCGGACGCAUCGACGAGAUGGGACGUUGGUACGCCGACGAUGUCGUCAAAAUCCGGAGCAUCCAGGUGCCCGGAGAGAUAUGGAAGGGCAAGGAGGAGGUUAUCGCCAGUCACAACAGCAUUAUCAAAGAACAAAAGAGGAUAGGAUGGGCUAUUUUCACUGUUCCCAACUGGGUUUUUGUUGACCGAGGACGGAUCACAUGCCGCAUUGAGAGAUUCUGUUCCAAACAGGGGCGCAAAGAGACCAGAAAGUGCACGUUUGUCGCAGUAUUUGAUUUGGACUCAACUGGACACGUGAAGAGGGUUGAGUACAGAAUGAUCAACGAUUGUACCGAGGACAGGCCCAUUGAAGAGCUUGUUCGCGAGGCGAAAGCGAAGCAGGAAGACUUGCAGACCUGUCUUGAGUCCUGA
Molecule: messenger RNA, 537 nt
Organism: Colletotrichum siamense
Lineage: Eukaryota; Fungi; Ascomycota; Sordariomycetes; Glomerellales; Glomerellaceae
Exons: 1
Coding region: 1-537 (178 amino acids)
Source: RefSeq, a predicted model, not a curated record